This is a messenger RNA of Colossoma macropomum (tambaqui), 3432 nucleotides long. Its product is annotated as protein FAM171B-like. The coding region runs from base 126 to 2438 and encodes 770 amino acids. The transcript has 8 exons. NCBI's taxonomy places the organism in Eukaryota, Metazoa, Chordata, Actinopteri, Characiformes, Serrasalmidae. The record is from RefSeq and is a predicted model, not a curated record.
AUGCAGGGCUUUUAUCUUCCCCUCAGGCUCUCCACAUGGAGAAUUCAGGGAGUUCAGGGAGGGACUGUAGUCUUCAGUAGCUUCACUCUCUCAGUUAUGUCUCCCUUUUUCCAUUUUUCAUCGCCAUGUUCUCGUUUCCUGCGUUAUUGUUCUUGCUAACUUUGUCUGUAUGCAGUAAGGAUGGGUUGAGGGGGGUCGAGGGCGGCCACAGCUUCGUUCUUCCAGAGGACUCGCUCAACUAUCGCCCGCGGAAGGCGCGAGGGGUCUCCGCCAGGCCAGCAGUGCCGGACACAGCAUUCACCCUCAGGGUUCAGCUGAAGGAUGCAGUGAGCCACCAGCUUCUGAGUGAGGCGUCUGUGGACGUCUUUGCACACUACACACUUAUCAGCUCCACCAAGACCAGCAGUGAUGGAUCCAGUGUACUCAGCAUACCAUAUGCACAGGGCAGGGAGCUCACCCUGGUGGCCAGCAAGGAUGGCUACAUCCAAACAGCACUGCCUUGGAAAACCACCAAGAGGCCGAUAUUUUCAUCUGUGACUUUGUCACUUUUCUCCCAAAACCAAGGAAACAUAUGGCUAUUUGAAGAUUCUGUCCUCAUAACAGGCAAAACCUCUGAUGCCAUGCCCCAGCCAAAUGUGCAGUUCCCAAAGAGCCUGCUAUCUUUACCAGUGAGCAACAUCUCGUCCUUAUCAGCCUACCUGACUGGGCCUCAGAAACACUACUUCCCCUACACCACAGGAAUUAUCAUUAGCAAGUCAGGGUAUAGAAGUAUUGAACUAAAGCCAGCUGCUGCAGUUAGUGUCCAGCUCCUGUGUAAUGGAGGAGAAGUCCAGGUCACAGGGCCUAUCCAGAUCACUCUGCCUCUUCCUGAAAGCAGCCAAUCUAAGCCUUCUGACACAAUCCCAGCCUGGUCCUUCAACAGAAAGACGGGUGCAUGGGUGAAUCGUGGUCUGGGAACAGUGAAGAAGGAGGACAGACAUUUGGUCUGGGUAUACGUCGCUCCCCAUCUUGGCUACUGGAUAGCUGCUCCUUUUCCUUCACCCACAGGUUACAUGGGAGGUGAAAGCACUCUAGACUUCAUUUCAUACCAUUCGUACCUUCUGAUGGCAACACUAGGUGGAACAUUAGUGAUUGCUAUUGGACUGUGUGGUGUGGUGUCUUGCUACUGUAGGGACUCUCUAUGCAAGUUAGAGAGGAAGAGAGUCAGCAGCACAACAAAAGCAGUUCAGAAGAAAGAUCAGACCACCUGCACAAACAACAGUGACCGCCUGGACAUUUCCUUGAAAAAUCCAGAGCGCUCUCCUGAGGAGAGGUCUCACUCAGCUGCAUCUCAAAGUACUUUUCAAAAGGAUCAAUCUGUCAACUGUGAGAUCAAAGGGAACUUCAGUACCUUCAAGAAGAAAAGUGGGCAUCCAGCACUUCAUAUCUAUGAAAAUAUUGGUGGAAUAGUUGCAGAAUCUUCAAAGCCUUCACAGCAGCCUCACCUGUGUAUCACCAGCAGUGAGUUAGUGAUGCCUGUAUCUUUGAAUGAAAACAUGUUUCUUCCGGAGAGCUUAGUCCUCUUCAACCAGCCAGUGGCUAUACUACAGGUACCAGAGGGCUUCAGGUCAUCAGGGAAAGCAUCAGGCAGCAGGUCCGCCACACUACCCAGGAAGGUUGUCCAGUAUGAGAAUCUGGAAAAGCCAGUUAGCAAAGACACUUUUGCACAAACUUUACCAAAACCAAGUCAGCUUUCAGACGUCCAGCAACAGCUCAAAGAAGAAGCGGUAACCAUGAAGAUCCCAUAUGGGGACCCUGGAUUGUCUAGCAGUCCAGGAGGCUGGAGUUGCUUUAAUGGCCUGCUGGAGUCCGUGUCUGUUCCAGGAACCCUCAACGAAGCUGUGGGGAUGGACACCCUCUGCGAACAUCAUCAGGGAAUCUCAGAACAGACUCUGCUAAAAUUGUCCAAAAGCAAGCCCUUCCCUCACCCCAGGGCCUGGUUCGUCUCCUUGGAGGGCAAACCUGCUGCUCAGGUACGUCACUCUGUCCUAGACCUUCGAAGAAGUCACCUCCUCACUGACAGCAAUGACACCAGUCUGGACUCCGGGGUAGACCUGAAUGAGCAGCAGUCAGGUCAGAAGUAUGUGAGGAGCACGGCCCAGAGUCGACCUCUCUGCUCAGAAGAUGUUGAUCUAAGCAGCAGCGAGAGUGGAACAACCACAGCUUGCAGCCCAGAGGAGCCUGCCCUCAAAAACACCCUCCACAGCAGCAGCGGGACCAUCUCCAACCUUCCAGAGGACAGACAGCGUGCAGACACGUCCAACACACGUGAGGGCAGUGAGUGUGCAUCCAGCUCACGAGGACACAGAACUGGAAAGGCAAAGGAGAAGGGACGAGUGGACAAACUGAAAAACACUUGGCACCUAAGGGAGGAGAGGCCACUUUUGAAGCUCAACUAGAGACACGCUCAGAGGCUCAAGGUUGUUUAAGUUGAAACAUACUCCGUUAUCAUUGAUCAGCUGAUUUUUCAACUUGGACAGUUCUGGUUGUUCGAUUAUGCCGAAUAGUGAAGCAUAAAUUGAAGUGUCAAUCCAAUACUCAGUCCAAUAUCCAGUAAUCCAGUAUCCCUACCAAAUUUUACUUUUAUUCAUUUUCUUCUGUUAUUGUUCUUGUGUUGAAGGGAUAAAGGGGGGCUUUGAAAAUCCUCUUAUCCUAGUGUUUUUCUUAAAAUACAGGAAUGUGAUCUUAAUAACUCUUUUUUUUUUCUGUAAGCAGGUACCUGAAUCACAUUUACCAAAAAUAAAUAAGUAUGUUGCACACAGACCUGGUCCACUUAAUCACACUUAAUGUUUUAACAGCCUAAACUAUAAAUAAGUAGUUUCUUCAAAGCAAUUUGAGUUAACAGUUUAAUUUUCCUCUGUAGAACAGAAAUCUUGGUUUUGAAGUAUUUCCUGUGAACUAACAUAAAAACUUUUACCUCCUAAGAUUUACACACAUCAACAAAACCUAAAAGAGAUUAGAUUUGAUUUUUACUUUAUUUACUUUAUUGAUCCCAGAGGGAAACUGUUGUGUUGCAGAAGUAUACACAAAUUUCAUCAAGUAAAAAGGAUAUACAGAAAUAAAUUAUAUAAUACACUGAGUUACAAAGUCUAAUACAGUUAAAUUUGAAAAAAAAAACAACAAAAGAAAGUAUUUUAAAAAAUGAGUGUUUGUCUUUAUACCAAUGUCUAUACAAAGUUGUACAAUUUGUACAAUAUAGAUAGGCAAUAUAGUUAGAAAUGAUAGGAGUCCUGCUGUACUCAGGGGCAGGUUUGCAUCAUUCCCUGAUUGUAUACUGCAUGUAUCAUCCUCACCAUGAUUAUUUUUCCUACUUUAUGUUCUGUUACAUUGCAUUGUUGUUGUCAAACACCAAAUUAACAUUUUCAUGACUAAAUAAAAUGUCCUUUGUGACAA